Dermatophagoides pteronyssinus (European house dust mite) is the source of this 3922-nucleotide messenger RNA. RefSeq names its product retinoblastoma-like protein 1. Gene Ontology annotation, biological process: cell differentiation; regulation of transcription by RNA polymerase II; negative regulation of G1/S transition of mitotic cell cycle. Gene Ontology annotation, cellular component: nucleus; transcription regulator complex; chromatin. NCBI's taxonomy places the organism in Eukaryota, Metazoa, Arthropoda, Arachnida, Sarcoptiformes, Pyroglyphidae. Gene Ontology annotation, molecular function: RNA polymerase II transcription regulatory region sequence-specific DNA binding. The record is from RefSeq and is a predicted model, not a curated record.
GGAAUUGCAUACGAUUCAUUAAAAAACAUUGAUUUACAUAAUUAUAUUAUCAUCAUUAUUACCUCUUUUUUUUGUUGCUGUAUUGUGACUCAAUUUUGUAUAUGUGUACAAUAUAGUCUUUGUGACAUAUUACCACUGUUUUGUCGGUUUUAACAACUAUACUUUAGGUCAAGAAUUUUCUUGCUCUUACUAUCAUCGUUAUAUAAUCGUCAAAUUCGUUUUUUUGCUUCAUUGACAAUUGCAUAAACAUGGAUUCAGAUGACCAAUACGAUGAAGAGGAAUUACAUUCCUUUUUGUUGACUGAGAUACGUUCCAAUUUGAAUUUGGACAGUGAAACAUUGGAAGAAUCAUGGAAAUCUUUUCGUUCCAUCAGUGUCAAAUAUAUUCUUGAAGGCGAUAAGAUGGAUUGGCUUGCUUGUGCAUUGUACAUAUCUUGUCGAAAAUGUACUACACAAAUGGGUCGUGGACAAGCUCGUAUCGAAGGCAAUAUGGUCUCUUUGACGCGCAUUCUUCGUUCCUGUAAUAUCAGUCUUGUGCGGUUCUUUAACAAGAUUAAAAAUUGGAUCGACAUGGCUGGUUCUUCCGUUGAUUUAAGAAAAAAAAUAGAACAAAUUGAAAAAAAUUUCAAUGUCACAUCGGUUAUAUUCAAAAAAUAUAAGCCGAUAUUUGAAGAAGUGUUCAAAUGUCCUAUCCCUCCUUGUAGAUUCAGCCCGAAAAUUCGUAAAAUUCGCAAGCAACCAUUAAAUUCAAUGGAUAUUUUUACGUUUUGUUGGACAUUAUUCGUCUUUGUCAAAUCUCGUUUCUCCAAAAUCGGAGAUCAUUUGGUCAACUCUUAUCAUUUACUACUUGUUUGUAUUGAUUAUUGUUUCUCAUCGGUACUCUCAUUUGACAAUUAUCGUGAUAUUGUCAACACGAAUUUUUAUGAUAAGCUAACAAAAGAGUUUAAAAAUGAUCUUCGAUCAUUGAACAACAAUGAACGCAUUUCUAUCAUAGAUACUCUUUGUGAAAAAUUCAAUGGCAUCCCUGUCGAAGUCAAGCAUAUUCGACAACAUUGGUUUAAAUCUUUGCUAAAUAAAUUGAUUGACAACAAUAAUCUUCGAAAACGAACUAAUGGUAUCAUCGAUAACGAUGCUAUUGAUUUUAACUACAAAUACAUUAAAAAAGAGUACGAAGAUUUUGUUCUGAGUGUCGGGGAUUUCGAUGAAUGUAUCUUUCUAAAUGAGGCUGCGAGCAAAGAGCUUGGAACUGCAGAACUUCAAUCCCAAUUUGAGAUAGAUGAAAAAUUGUUUCAGCAGCAGCAACAAGUAUCGUAUGAUAAUAAUUCAAAUGGAACAUUGGGUCUAGCAACACCGUUAAGCUCCAAACAGUAUCUUGAUUCAAGAACGCCAGUCAAGCAAGUAUUGACUCCAAUAUCGGCCGCAACAACAUCAAUUAGUCGGUUGCAUUCUAUAUUGAAGAAUCAUACAAAUGAACCAAGCAAAGAUUUGGUACGAAUCUUCGAAAAGUGUGACAAAGAUCCGCAAACAAAAAUCAAGGACAUCAUCAAAAGAAUGGGAGAUAUAUUUUCCGAAGCUUACGCUAAAAGUAAUCAAGAUCAAUCAAUCAUUCGUUCGAAUGAAGAAUUUCAAUGCAUUAUGACGUCUGGACAUGAAUUUGCCAACAAACGUCGUGUUUUUGCUGAGACAUUUUUCUAUUAUAUAUUCGAAAAAAUUUUAAAAGGUGAAUUAUCGAAACGUAUACCUCAAUCAAAUUUAUCGCAGUCAUUGUCGAAAAUUGUAUCGUCAGAUAUAUUGAUUCGUUCAUUGUACGCCUGUUCAUUGGAGAUAAUUCUUUUCUCUUAUAACAUUUGUAACCGAGUGUUUCCAUGGAUUUUGCAGAUUUAUGAUGACCAUCCACAACUUAAAAUUCCACCAUUUUUUUUCUAUAAAGUUAUCGAACCAAUCAUCCGUGAAGAACUUGGACUAUCGCGUGAUAUUGUGAAACAUUUGAAUACGAUUGAGGAACAAAUUCUUGAUUGCCUUGCAUGGACAAAAGAUUCUCCUUUAUGGGUUUUGCUAUCAAAAACUUCUUCUCCUACUUCCGCCGAAGUUUCUUUGGAUUUUUUCAACAGCAAUCAAGAUGGCCGUGAAAACUCUGCACCGUUCAUGAAAUCGCCGGUUAUUCGUUCGGACACAAAUAAUUUAACGAAUGUUAUUUAUAGUGGUUUUCCAGGAGGAAAUGUUAAACGGAAAUUAUUCACUAACAACAAUGCCGACGCUUCAAAAAAUAUAACACCACAGACUCCGGUGUGUCAAGAUGUAUCGGUUAUACGUUCGACAAAAUCGAUUAUUCAAACAAGUACUCCGGUCAAACAAGAAAGCGAUGAAUGCCUAGUUCCCAGCCCCAAGUCUACAAUAUUGUCCACACCAGUCAGCAAAAAUCAACGCAAUUCUCAAAUUGCACUGUUCUUUCGUAAAGUUUAUUCACUAGCAUCACAUCGAUUGCAAGAUCUAUUUAAAAGAUUACAAAUAACAUCUGAUGAGGUUAAACGCAAAAUAUGGACUUGUUUCGAAAAUGCUAUACAAGCGCAUACUUAUCUAAUGUGUGAUCAUCAUCUGGAUCAGAUAAUAAUGUGUUGCAUCUAUGCUGUAGCCCGAAUCAAUAUUAACAGCGAGUGUACCAUUACAUUUGCUAAUAUAAUAGAUAAAUAUCGACUUCAACCACAAGGUUCUAGUAUUGUAUAUCGAAAUGUUUUGCUAACAGUUGCGAAAAAACUUGAUUCUAUUGUUGAGCAUCAGCAAUCGGAAACGACUGCUUCCAGCUCGCCUGAAACGAAUGAGAAAUUUGGUUCUGUAAUUGACUUUUAUAAUAAAAUCUUUGUACCAAAUCUCACAUCAUCUUACAUAUUGCAAUUCUCUUCUGAAGAAAAGAAUCCGAAUGUAAAAUUGUCACCAAUGCCUCGAAAUAAAUUCGCUUCAUCCAACAUUCAAUCGCCAUUGCGUUGCGUUCCAAAUUACCCGGUUUUUGUAUCACCAUUACGUCAAUCUACAUACGUGUCCCCAAGCAAAAAUAUUACCUAUCGUUUCCAAAAUAAUUUGACUACAAGUAAAGAUUUGGAACAGAUCAACAAUAUGAUGAAAUUAAGCACUGCUGCUCAUAAUAAUCCGCAUAUGUUGACAAUGCCAAGUAGCAGCCUUGGUAAUCAUAAUAGCCAUCAUCGUGAUAUGAAAGCAUCGAUUGCGACCGCAAUGAUUUCUAUGUCUUCACUCGGUGGUGCCAAACGAAGCGUUUCAAAACGGAUUCUGCAAGAUGAUAAUGAAAACGGUGGUAAUGUUAGUGCAUCGCCAAAAAAAAUACCUCGUAGAAUCAAUCUUAAGAUUCAUGAAAUCUUUUCUGAGCGACAAAUAAUAAGUGGAUCCUCAUCUGCCAAUGCAAGUACUAGUGUUAGUGGUGAUGAAUCUAACGAUUCGAUUCAAUUCAAUAAUCCAAGCGCUAAUGGUAAUAUGAACAUAUUAGCUCCUAAGUUGGAAAUCAGUAAUAAAGCGGAUGGUCAUCAUCAUCAAAAAUCUUCACGCCCUAUAUUUGGAAACGAAGAUCACACAUCGAUUUCGCAAAUCGAAUCACCAAUCGUUCAGUCAUUUCCAAAGCAUCAGCCAAUUUCACAGCCAGUCGUCGCACAAAUCAUUCAACAGCAAUCAAAUGGCGAUAUGGAAUCGACUGCUGCUACCGCGGCCAUCGUUCAUCAUCAAAAUGUUAUUGUUCCAGUGACGACCAUCACCAGCAAUCUGAUUCGAGCUGAUCAUGAUAUCAUUUGUUAAAUUUUAAUUAAGUUUUUUGGAUAAUCGCAUUUUUUUAAUCAACCUCAUCAUUAUUUACACAUUUCGGUAGACAAUGAAUCCAAUCCAAAUUUUUCAAAUAUGAUUUCAGGUUUUUUAUUUUUAUU